AUGAAGCUUUUGACAGUCGUGGGCAAGAUUAUACUUCUUGCUCGCACCGCAACGGCUUUGAACAAUGGUCUUGCCGUCACCCCUCAGAUGGGAUGGGAUGACUGGAACGCAUUCGGCUGCUCACUCAGUCAGAACCUCGUCCUCUCCACGGCAAAUACUAUCCUGAAGACCGGCCUCAGAGAUCUGGGAUAUCAUUACAUAAUCCUGGAUGAUUGCUGGUCUUCGGGCCGUACUUCAAGCAACGUCCUCAUUCCAGAUGCUAAUAAAUUUCCUAAUGGCAUGAAAUAUCUGGGAGAUCAGCUUCACGCUCAAGGGUUUGGGUUUGGGAUAUAUUCUAGUGCUGGUACUAAGACUUGUGCUGGAUACCCAGGUAGCUUGGGAUACGAGACUGUUGAUGCGAAUACAUUCGCCAGCUGGGGAGUCGACUACUUAAAAUACGACAAUUGCAAUAACAAUGGCCAAUCAGGCAGCCAAGCAGCAAGCUCUGCUCGCUAUAAUGCCAUGGAAAAAGCUCUGGCUGCUAGUGGCCGAAACAUUCUUUAUGCCAUCUGCAACUGGGGUCAGGAUUCUCCUUGGAUCUGGGGACCAUCCGUGGGAAAUUCCUGGAGAAUCACGGGUGACAUCUCUGAUAACUUCAACACGCAGAACUCAGCCUGCCCAGUGCCAAACUCUGGUGGCUAUGAUUGUUCCGUAACUCAAAUCAUGUCCAAGCAAGCAACGAUCUCACAAUAUUCCGCCAAGGGAGGCUGGAACGAUCUUGACAUGCUCGAAGUGGGUAACGGGGGUAUGAGUGACUCGGAAUAUGUUGCUCAUUUUAGUGUUUGGGCUGCCGCUAAAAGUCCCCUCAUCAUGGGCAACGACAUGAGCAAAUUGAUUGCCAGUGACUAUUCUAUCCUUGCCAAUCCCGCCAUUAUCGCUGUCAACCAAGACCCCUUGGGAGUUGCGGCUACUUAUCGCUGGACUCGUAAUAACGUUCAGUUAUGGAGCGGUCCCCUGGUAUCCACCACGGGAAGCUCAGUUAACGAUCAAGUUGUCGUAUUAUACAACAACGGCGGCUCAAGCACAACUGUAUCCGUGGCACUCUCCGACGUAUUCGGCUCAUCUUCAUCUGUUCCAUCCUCCCAGCUCGAAAUCCGAGACCUUUGGGGCUCGCGGUUAAGCAAUUCCCAAGCUCAGACGAUCCUGAACCAAGGCGCUUCCGCCAAUCCUUCAUGGCUGUAUAACGCCACGGCAAAGAGUUAUGCCACUGGACUUUCUCAAGGGGACUCCAUGUUACUCGGAACUUCCAUAGGUUCAGUUACUGGAGCAAGUGGAACUAUUCAACAGACUGUUUCAGGGAAUGGGUGUAGAGUUUUCCGACUUCGUGCAUCAAAAGCAUCUUCUACAUCAACCACCACCACCACCACGACGUCGUCUUCCGGACAAUCUUUACAAACUCAAUGGGGACAAUGUGGUGGUCAAGGAUGGACUGGACCGACUGAGUGUCAAUCUCCGUAUACCUGCCAAGUGCAAAAUGAUUACUACUCACAGUGCAAGUGAUAGGAGUU
Talaromyces stipitatus ATCC 10500 is the source of this 1547-nucleotide messenger RNA. RefSeq names its product alpha-galactosidase, putative. Gene Ontology annotation, molecular function: alpha-galactosidase activity; cellulose binding. The record is from RefSeq and is a predicted model, not a curated record. The transcript has 7 exons. Gene Ontology annotation, cellular component: extracellular region. The coding region runs from base 1 to 1539 and encodes 512 amino acids. Lineage: Eukaryota; Fungi; Ascomycota; Eurotiomycetes; Eurotiales; Trichocomaceae. Gene Ontology annotation, biological process: carbohydrate metabolic process.